AUGACGACGAGAGGGAGUAGAUCGGAGAAGGUGAGAAGAAUUUUCCAGCAAUUUGAUUUCAACAGAGAUGGUAGCCUCAACAGAGAAGAGAUGUCUGCCCUUGUUGUCGCUGUAAACCCUAGGGUGAAAUUCAGUGACGAACAAAUCAGCGCUAUCCCCGACGAGGUUUUCCGAACGUACGGCGACUUUAUUGACGGCGAAAAGGGCCUGACUUAUGACGGUCUGUUGCGUACGUACGACGACGGCGCCGGUGACGUCGACCAUGAUUUUGAGGCACUUGCGCUUGAAAUGAAAACGGAUGACGAUAAUGAAGCUGCGUCUUCGUUAGCUUUAGAAGAAGCUUCCACUUCAUCGGUGCUUGAAAGGGUUUCGUCUGCCGGACAACAGAAGUCACACCGGACGGCAGCCUGGGCGGCGUCGCCGAACCACGGAAUUAUCUUUGACGACACAUGGAAGCUCGUUGACGAUUUGGAAAUUCUGAUCAAGAGAUUAAAAUCGAAGCAAACCAAAGACGGAAAACCAAAAGGGGAAAGCCUAAAACACUACAUCCAAGAGUGA
Lactuca virosa is the source of this 558-nucleotide messenger RNA. Lineage: Eukaryota; Viridiplantae; Streptophyta; Magnoliopsida; Asterales; Asteraceae. The record is from the annotation of a GenBank genome assembly.